CUUCAACGCGAAGAAGCAAGCGAAGGAAAAGGCCACAGGAAACCAGGGGCGGCGACUCGCUUCCUAGCACUGCUCGCCCCACCCCGCCGGCGAUCGCCGGGGCGCGCGCGCGCCGCCGCAGGGAGCCCCCGCCCCCUCGCCAUGGCCCUCCAGGGGAAGAAGCUCGUAAACAACCCCGACGAUGUGGUGACGGAGUUCAUCGAGGGGCUGGUGGAAACCUACCCGGGCCUGCAGUACCUGGACGGGUUCCCUCAGAUUAAAGUUGUUCUCCGCGCUGAUGCUGUGGGCGGCGCGUUUGACAAGGUUGCCGUCAUCUCGGGUGGUGGAAGUGGCCAUGAACCAGCCCAUGCGGGAUUUGUUGGUCCAGGAAUGUUGACAGCUGCUGUUUCUGGAGAUGUUUUUGCUUCUCCACCUGUUGAUUCUAUUUUAGCCGCUAUUCGAGCUGUAACGGGCACCAUGGGAUGCCUUCUGAUAAUAAAGAACUACACUGGUGAUAGACUUAAUUUUGGAUUAGCUGCUGAGCAGGCAAAAUCUGAAGGCUAUAAGAUAGAGAUGGUAAUUGUUGGAGAUGAUUGUGCCCUUCCCCCGCCUCGGGGGAUAGCUGGUAGAAGAGGUUUAGCAGGAACAAUUCUUGUGCAUAAGGUUGCUGGGGCUGCUGCAGAUGCUGGUUUAUCUCUUGCAGAUGUUGCUGCAGAAGCAAAACAUGCAUCUGAGGCUGUUGGUACAAUGGGAGUAGCACUUUCUGUUUGCACGUUGCCUGGGCAAGUGACAUCUGAUCGUUUAGGUCCUGAGCAAAUUGAGCUUGGCCUUGGAAUUCAUGGAGAACCUGGUGCUGCUGUUGUUGAGCUACAGACAGUUAAUGUGGUGGUCGAACAUGUUCUUAAGCAGAUACUGUCACAGGAAACUCAGUAUCUUCCUAUCACAAGAGGGAGCAAUGCUGUUCUCCUAAUCAACGGAUUAGGCGCUACCCCUGUCAUGGAGCUUAUGAUUGCAGCAAGAAAAGCGGUCCCUGAGUUACAGUUGGCGUAUGGGAUUGCUGUUGACAGAGUCUACACUGGCACAUUUAUGACAUCACUUGAUAUGGCUGGACUUUCUAUCACCAUCAUGCGAUCAGAUGAAAAGAUUUUGCAGCGACUUGACGCUCCCACUAAAGCUCCAGCUUGGCCUGUUGGUUCUGAAGGAAAUCGCCCACAAGCAAAAUUUCCGGUUCCAGUACCACCAUCACCUUCAAUGAAGGAUGAUGAGAUUCUUUCAGAACGCCAGGAACUAAGCAAGCAAGGGUGUAUGUUGGAGGCUGCUAUUGAAGCAGCUGCUAAAGAACUCAUUGAUCUUAAGGAUAACCUAAAUGAUUGGGACAGUAAAGUUGGUGACGGUGACUGUGGAACUACGAUGUAUAGAGGUGCAACAGCUAUUCUUGAAGAUAUGAAAACACGUUAUCAUAUGAAUGAUGCAGCUGGAACAGUAAAUGAGAUUGGGUCAACAAUCCGGAAGGUGAUGGGUGGAACAAGUGGAAUCCUGUAUGACAUACUCUGCAAGGCUGCAUAUGCAAGCUUAAAACAAAACAAAAAUAUUACGGCAUAUGAAUGGGCUGAUGCUUUAGAAGCCUCUAUUGCUGCUGUUAGCAAAUAUGGUGGUGCCAGUGCAGGAUAUCGCACGAUGUUGGAUGCUCUAAUUCCCGCUUCUACAGUUUUGAAACAGUCUCUUAAAGCUGGGGAUGAUCCGGUGACUGCAUUUAUCGCUUCUUCUGAAGCAGCAUCAGUUGGCGCUGAAUCCACUAAACAAAUGCAAGCAAAGGCAGGACGGUCAUCGUACAUCUCUCCCGACCACCUGGUUUCAAUUCCUGACCCAGGAGCAAUGGCUGCAGCUGCAUGGUACCGAGCUGCAGCGCUUUCGGUGAUGAACAAGCUGCAUGCCUCGGAAAGCUAGUAGUAGUGCAUGGUAUGCCUCUCUUCACAGUUCAAAAUACUAUACUGACGGCGAAAUCCUCAGGGGCCUUUGUCAAUCCCUCUGAUUUGAUUUCCGCUUGUGCUUUUGCAUGGGCCGAGAAAUCGAGUUCCGUAUUGUUUUGUGCUGAGAGCAGUUCAAAGGAUUUGUAGACUUUUACAAAGGUUGAGUUAAACUGUGAUUUUGGCUUGCUGGUGAA
Messenger RNA from Hordeum vulgare subsp. vulgare (domesticated barley), 2143 nucleotides. Its product is annotated as putative 3,4-dihydroxy-2-butanone kinase. Lineage: Eukaryota; Viridiplantae; Streptophyta; Magnoliopsida; Poales; Poaceae. The transcript has 20 exons. The record is from RefSeq and is a predicted model, not a curated record. Gene Ontology annotation, biological process: glycerol catabolic process. Gene Ontology annotation, cellular component: cytosol. Bases 142 to 1926 code for a protein of 594 amino acids. Gene Ontology annotation, molecular function: ATP binding; glycerone kinase activity.